CCGGUGUCACUUUCAUUUCUUACCCAAAACUCCAAAAGCUUCCCUCCUUGUAGAAUCAGGCAAGAGAGAGUAUGGGGUCUACGGGGACCGAGUCGUACCAACUGGCCCAAUAUGACGUUUUUCAACGCUAUCGUCAGUGUCCGAGGGCCUCCCCUUACCCCAUGUGCAUCGCCAUCAAAUCCUGGACUCGGACCACUGCGUAAUUCUGAUUCAGUGAACCUACCUUCCUUAUGUUCACUAAAAUGACUGAACCAGUCGUCGUUGUAUUUCAGUAUUUGUACCGGCUCCAGGCAGCUGGGAAGAGCCAUUUUAGCUCGCUCAUCAUCAACUUUUAUUACUACUUUAGUGAGAAAGCCAGUCGAUCCGAGUAGCCGAAGCCGAACGCCAUUGCGAGCCUCAGUCAAGUGAGACGAAAUUCUUUUUCGUUUUUUUUCUCGCUUCUGAGGGUUCAUGCAUACACAGAUAGCACAAAGGAAACAGAGCUUGCAAGAGUGAUACAGUCCAUCAAAUGGCAGGGCGUUUGAGCUCCUUGAGGAGAGGGUAUAGAGAAGCCUGCAGCACUAUUCUUCGGAAGAUCGAGCUUUCCUCUCGGUCUGUCUCCACUUCUUCGUCCUUUGUAGAGAAGAUCAGGGAUCUACCCAAGGAAUUUCCAGGAACUAAUGUCAAGAAGGAUGUUUCUCAAUUGAUUGGGAGAACUCCACUUGUGUAUCUGAACAAAGUGACUGAAGGAUGUGGAGCUUAUAUAGCUGCCAAGCAAGAGAUGAUGCAGCCAACCUCUAGCAUCAAAGACAGGCCUGCAUUUGCCAUGAUCACAGAUGCAGAAAACAAACAGUUAAUAGCCCCUGGCAAGACCGUGCUGAUUGAGCCAACAUCCGGGAAUAUGGGAAUAAGUAUGGCAUUUAUGGCAGCUCUGAAAGGAUACAAGAUGGUUCUCACCAUGCCCUCUUACACAAGUCUGGAGAGGAGGGUGACCAUGAAAGCUUUUGGAGCUGAACUAAUCCUCACUGAUCCCACUAAGGGGAUGGGUGGAACAGUCAAGAAGGCGUAUGAGCUACUGGAAUCCACACCAGAUGCAUUCAUGCUGCAACAAUUUGAUAAUCCUGCAAAUACUCAGGUUCACUUUGAGACUACGGGUCCUGAGAUAUGGGAGGACACAUUUGGGCAAGUCGACAUCUUUGUGAUGGGAAUAGGAAGUGGAGGAACUGUCUCUGGUGUUGGACAAUACCUUAAAUCCAAAAAUCCCAAUGUUAAAAUAUAUGGAGUAGAGCCUGCAGAAAGCAAUGUGCUAAAUGGCGGUAAACCAGGUCCUCAUCAUAUAACUGGCAACGGGGUUGGCUUCAAACCAAAUAUACUGGACAUGGAUGUCAUGGAAAAAGUUCUUGAGGUUACUAGCGAUGAUGCAGUGAAGAUGGCAAGAGAACUGGCAUUGAAGGAGGGUCUCAUGGUGGGGAUUUCCUCAGGAGCUAAUACAGUUGCAGCCUUGAAGCUUGCAAGAAUGCCAGAAAAUAAAGGCAAACUUAUUGUGACUGUUCACCCAAGCUUCGGAGAGAGGUACCUGUCAUCCGUACUGUUUCAAGAAUUGAGGCAAGAGGCUGAAAAGAUGCAACCAGUUGCUGUCGAUUAAUUUCUGUUAGUUAUAUCAGAAACUUGGAAGUUUUCAUGUCUAAAAUAUAUCCUAUGUAAACUAACAUAAACUACUAUGGCUAUCUCUAGGUCUAUCCAAGUUAAGGAAAGAUAUCAAGUUUCAUAUAUUGCAUAAUCCCUUUCAAUGUAUU
Molecule: messenger RNA, 1775 nt
Organism: Nelumbo nucifera (sacred lotus)
Lineage: Eukaryota; Viridiplantae; Streptophyta; Magnoliopsida; Proteales; Nelumbonaceae
Gene: CYSC1
Product: cysteine synthase C1
Molecular function (GO): cysteine synthase activity
Source: RefSeq, a predicted model, not a curated record